AUGCUCCCGGCUAUCCUAUCAUCUGCGACAGGUGCUUUGACGGGGCUCUUAAUCACCAAGACGCGCCGCCUACAUUGGCCACUUGUGGGCGCCGCAGCACUGUAUCUGUGUACUAUCAUAUGUCUCAUCUGCAUUCAGCGCGGCUUGUCCGCUGCUAUGUAUUUACUCGCCUUAGUUCCAUACUCUGUUGCGAAUGGACUACAGUACACUACUACCGCUGUGGCGGUCCUUGCCACAUCUACGCGAGACGAGCAGGCCAUAGUCAUGAGCACUCUUACCAUCUGGCGCAGCCUAGGCACAGUCUUAGGCGUCGCACUCAGCAGCGUCCUUGUUCAGAAUGCACUCAUACGAUGCCUCCAUGUCUUUGUCCAUGGGCUGCACAAAGAUGAGGUCAUUGCCCUGGCGCGGGCCUCAAUCCAGGCCAUUGCAAAGCUGGACCAACCAUAUAGGGAACAGGUAGUGCAAAGCUACGAGGCUGCAUUACGGCUAGGAUUCGGAUCAUGUCUCAUUAUCGGAGUUAUUUCUGCGCUCCUAAUUGUGCCCAUUAAAUUACCACGGUUGCCGUCGUCUGCGAAGCGCUAG
This is a messenger RNA of Aspergillus caelatus, 582 nucleotides long. RefSeq lists its product as uncharacterized. The record is from RefSeq and is a predicted model, not a curated record. Gene Ontology annotation, molecular function: basic amino acid transmembrane transporter activity. The coding region runs from base 1 to 582 and encodes 193 amino acids. The transcript has a single exon. Gene Ontology annotation, cellular component: fungal-type vacuole membrane. Gene Ontology annotation, biological process: basic amino acid transport; transmembrane transport. Lineage: Eukaryota; Fungi; Ascomycota; Eurotiomycetes; Eurotiales; Aspergillaceae.